This is a messenger RNA of Halteromyces radiatus, 462 nucleotides long. Its product is annotated as S25 ribosomal protein-domain-containing protein. The transcript has 3 exons. The coding region runs from base 1 to 462 and encodes 153 amino acids. The record is from RefSeq and is a predicted model, not a curated record. Lineage: Eukaryota; Fungi; Mucoromycota; Mucoromycetes; Mucorales; Cunninghamellaceae. Gene Ontology annotation, molecular function: structural constituent of ribosome. Gene Ontology annotation, cellular component: cytosolic small ribosomal subunit.
AUGAUAAUUGACGACCAGGUUGAACUGAUUUACAAUACGGCAAUUGGAUAUUCAACAUUCGUCUCUCAAUAUGAACAUAGAAAACGAAAAAGAACAUCACGAAGGAAGAGGGGGAUGGCUAAGAAAGACGUUGCUGCUAAGCCUUCCUCUUCCUCCGGUGGUAAGAAGGCCAAAAAGAAGUGGUCCGCUAAGAAGGUCAAGGACAAGGCCAACAACAUGGUUGUUUUGGACAAGCCUACCUAUGAACGUCUCUUCAAGGAAGUCCCUACCUACAAGCUCAUCAGUCAAUCUGUCUUGGUAGAUCGUCUCAAGUUGAACGGUUCUCUUGCUCGUAUCGCUCUCAAGGAACUCACUGCUCAAGGUCUCAUCAAGCCUCUUACCAUCCAUCACGCUCAAGUUAUCUAUACUCGUGCUACUGGUGAUGAAAAGAAGGCUGCUGCUGCUGAAUCCGACGAAGAAUAG